Yamadazyma tenuis ATCC 10573 is the source of this 4794-nucleotide messenger RNA. RefSeq names its product Mds3p (gene MDS3). Gene Ontology annotation, biological process: cell redox homeostasis. Gene Ontology annotation, cellular component: mitochondrion; cytosol. The record is from RefSeq and is a predicted model, not a curated record. Lineage: Eukaryota; Fungi; Ascomycota; Pichiomycetes; Serinales; Debaryomycetaceae. Gene Ontology annotation, molecular function: protein binding.
AUGACUACGGUCCUACCGAUAUCCAGUUCGUGUCAUACACUCCAGUUGCCCCCCAUGGAGGGCGAUGACCGCCUUAACUUGAACGUACGAACCGGAUCGGCAUCCACUCUCUACAACUCGCUUGUGUUUACGUUUGGUGGCCUCACAAUUGGCUUGGACAUCCCGUCGCUCUCAGUGCCCGAGAUCCUCACCAUUUUCAAUGCCAGGCUCAUUAACCAGAAACUGAAGAACUUGCUCAAAUACAUAUCGGGCGAGCUCUUCUACCUCAGCUUGAUCGACAGGUGCUGGUCGCGUGUCGUGCUUGCUGACGGUUGUCCUCGGCCCAACCCCCGGCUUUUCCACGAGAUCUUGGCCUAUAACAACCAUCUCUACUUAUUUGGUGGGUUGGUCAUCAACCCCAAGUAUAAUCUCCAGGAAUCGGCCCAGGUGGACUCCAUCCCCCACGACCUCUUGGUUCCUAGUAACGACUUGUGGGAAUUCAACUUGGAACUAAAUACCUGGAAGUUACUCUAUUCUCCAGAAACUUGCAACCACCCAUUCGUGCCAACUCCCCGGUUCUGCCACAAAAUGACCACCUUGACGUCGCUAUCGUUCAUGGGUAAGCCCGACCACUUUGGGGUUUUCAUUGCUGGUGGUAAAGAUAUCAACUCCAACUUGUUGUACGAUAACGUUGUGUUUGACCUCGUUGAUGGCAAGUUUUUCGAUCACGAGAUUGAGUUGCAUUUCUCCAAUACCCACGGGGACUUCUCGGGAGUUCGAGAGUCGGGAGCUUUGAACGUUGACUACUACAAUUCGAUCAUCGUCAACAUCAACAAUCAGUUUAAUCACUAUUAUAAUGAAAACGCAGACCAUCUUCAUCCCCCCAAAAAGUCCAAUCCUAGUGAUACCAACAGCCACCACGACAACCCCGAUGAGGGAGAACUCAAAGACAAGCCCACUACGAUAUCCGAAUUGCGCAAAAAGUCCGGAGAAUCAAUCGUGGUAUACUCUCCUGUUAACGAUUCCACAAAACUGAAAAACCCGUUGCUAUCAUUUAAAGUAGGAAAGACUAUCAAAGACGGUAAGGUAUUGCCUGUGCACAGAAAGGUUCAGCAGCAAGAAGAACCGUCCACAAAAGUUGUGCCCCAUAAUCUUCGGUAUCCUACUGGGGGUCUUUUUGGUCAGAACCUCAUCAUUACCGGAUUUCUUCCCAAUGACUAUGACAUCUCGAUCUUUAUUUUCAACAAACCAACCGGAAAAUGGUCCAGGUUGAAUAUUUUUUGUAAUCACGACUAUGGAUCGCAUAGAUUCUGGGGUGGUUAUGCCUGGCAAAGUCAUCAUAAGGUGGUAUUGAUUGGAAACUAUGUCACUUCAAGGACUACUUCUUCCGUCAGAUACUUCAGUUGUAUGAUCACUGUUAGCUUACCUAUCACCAAUAUCUUGGCCAGUUCUGAGUUGGCUGGUGGGGGUCACUAUCAUGAUGCUCAGGGUAACAGAGUAUUCUUUGAUGACAUCAACAAAUCUACAACCGAUGACACUGACUCCAGUAACAAUCCCUCAUCCUCAGAUACAGAAAAUGAGAGAGAUGAGGGUAGAGACAGUUUGUUGAAGUCUAUUGACAGGCCUUUAACCCCACCAACUGACUCCAGAAGACCCUCGUAUGCCUCAAGAGGCUCUAGAGGCUCUGUUUCAACCACUAAAUCUCCAAGAGCCAUUAGUUUUAGUGAAUAUGUUCACUAUGCGGCGCCAACUACAAACUUUACCACUAUUAGGUCGGUAUUUCCUCCUGCUGCCAUCACUUUGGGCAGAAACUUCUUGGAUAGGUAUGGGGACUUGGUGGCCGACUUUGAGUUGAUCUCUGUUAGCGGAGACAGGAUUCCAGUUUCGUUGAUGGUUUUGAUCCAAAGAUGGGGUAACUACUUCAUCGACUUGUUGGCUAAAGGGUACGUCUCAGCUGUAGAAAAAUUUGACCAGAGCCAGAAAUUGACUUCUGUGGACCUGAGGUUAUUGACUAAAGGAAGCUCAGGUGUGGGUAACAGUCUCAAAUCUGAUCCGGGUUUUAAGUCUUCCUUUGUUUCCAACGCCUCAUCUUUUUCAUCCGAAAAUAACCAUUCCAUAGCCAGCACCCCUUUAUUAUCCCAAUCCAACUUGACCGCCGCAUACAAUGAUUCAGAAGAUCCCAAAUCCGAAAAAUACCAUUUGUCGAUGCCAUUAAAUCUGAAGAAAUCACAAAAAGAUGCUCCUCUCUUCAGAUUACCGUUUCAAGAUUCGGCUUCAACGUCGUCUUUGGACAGAUCUUCCGAACAAUCAUUAAGAUUGCCUCAAGAGAAAAUCAUUGAUCCAUUGAUCCUGCCUCCUGGCUCUACACCAAUGCAAACAGGUGCUUCGGGUGGUAAUCGCAAGGAUUCGGUGAGCUCUUUCUCAAGUGGAGGCUCAUUGAUGAAUUCGCAUUUGCAGGAUAUUCCUCCUCAGUUGCCUUUACCAACAGAACCAAUUCCAUCCGUACCCUCAAAUCCUUCUUCAUUCAAAAGCUCCUCUAGAAAGAAUUCGACGGAUUUGGCAUCUCCCAGAGGUUCAUUGAUUCACACCUUAACAGCUUUAAGAAGUAUUCCCAUCUCCAAGUCUCCAAGAGGAUCACCUUUUAAUUCUCCUAGAGCCUCUGUUUCUCAGCAGGGACAUGGAAAUUUUGUUGGAAUGGGGAUUAUUGAUGCUGACUUGAACAGUUCUCCUAUCCCAGGCUUAAAGCUUACUACAAUGUCUGCCAGUGCAAGUGGUAGUUCUCGCAGCAGUGGUUCUCCUACUCCUGAUGAACCUAAAAGCAGACAGUUACCUGGAACUGAAACCGUCUCUAGUGAAGGAGAUGCUGACACAAGUAACAAAAGGAAACUGAAUUGUACGGAUGAUAAUAGUGUGGACCCAUCACUCAAUGAACAGAAUGAUAAUGAUAAGGGCUUUGAUCCAUUUGAUAAUGUAUUAUUGAACUUUGAAAAUUUGGAAAAUGGGACCUUCCAAAUGGAGAGUUCUUUGAUUCCAAGGAAAUUGUAUAUCCCUUUUGCCACUGCUUCAGUAAAAGCCUUCUGUGAAUAUUUAUACACUGGACAAAUUGGAAACAAAUGGCUUUUGACCCCCACGACGUUGGACAACUUGGCCUUGACCAAGCACUAUAAAGUUAAUUUGUUGUAUGAUUUGAUCUGUGAGGUGUUGUACGGUAUAAUUGGAAGAAGAGAGAGUUGGAUUGUGAAGCAAUCCAGAAGUUUGAAGGAGAAAUACUUCAAGUUGCUCCAAGAAACUGGAACUUCGCAUGACCCAGACUUUGAAUUUCCUCUCGAUGAAUAUGAAGGGUUCAUGGAUACUGUUGAUGAUGGAUACUUGGAUAUGGUGUUGUUGAAGAAAACAUUGAAGAUCCACUCGACAAGUAUUUAUUCAAAGAGAGAUCUGACGUCCAGAAAGUCUUCUAAAUCUUCCAGAAGAUCAUCCAAGCUCUCAUCUACAUUUGACUUCAACGAAGUGAAUGACAAAGAAAUGGAAGCAGAGCCAGACACAGCUCCUUACCCUGAGCAAGAAGGAGUAGAAGCUAAAGACAAGGAGAAAGAAACAGAUUCCUCAGUGGAUUUGAGCUCAACCAGUGAUGCUAGCGACACCGACUUUGGUACCGGGUUCUUGGACAUCCAGCACGAUCUUCCCAACAUCGGACCCAGAUCAAAAUCUGUGUUUGACCGUGGAGAUAUCGAUACCAAGAAGAAGCCGGAAACUGCAACUACAAAAGAGGUAGAAAUUGACGAACAGAUGCAGAAAGAAAUUGAUUUGACUUUAACUCUCGAACAACUAGUGUCCCCAGUAUCACCAGUUCCAAGCCCCUACAUUAUUGACUUGAUUUUUGAAACGGUAACGUUUGUAGCCGAUUUGAAGUUGAUGCUUAGAGUCAAUAACGUUAAACAAAUGGGGAAAUUGUUGACCACAUUUGAAAAGGAUGUGGAAGAACAAAUGGCUCGGAUCCAAGACCGAUACGAGGAAAGACAAGAGGCGUUCAGAACCAGAGAUCGCCGUAGUGGAUCAGUUGCCAUGAUCCAACGCCUUCCUCUUCCCAGAACAAGCAGCUAUGACAGUGAACAAGUGAGAUUGCAUCCAGUGGGAUCUGCUUCUUCGUUGAACACCAUGGGCAGCAGAGCCACCAGCGUGAGCUUGAGCCGAGUUCCUACCGUCAACGACAACGAAUCGGCAAUAGCCUCGGGGCCCGUCAGUGAGGGCGGCGGUGGUAGUGGCCUCACAUCGGGACUUCACACACCCACCGGUUCGACAUCCAAUCUUGCUUCGUUGCCACUUGAAAGAGCCCGUACCAGCACCAGUCUUCGACCCGGAGCCUUUGGUGGGCUAACACCAUUUAAGCCCAUCAAAACGGAUCCUAAGUUGAACCGAGCCGAAACCAACCGACAGCUUGACAAGCGGAUCACCAAGUUGAUCAAAAAAGAUGAGAAGUUGAAACAUCGGGCAGAGAAAGAAGAGAAGACCAGACAUUCUCAGAUGUUGAGGGCCGAAAAGAAGGCUGAUAAAGACACCGAUCGGCGGAAAACUGUCUCGAGAGCUCCGUCCAAAACGUUCGAUGAAGGCGUUAGUGAUUUCGAUUCUGCCAGCGUAGUGUCUUCGUCGUCGAAGAAGCAUCGCCAUGGAAUCUUGCACCAUCUCGGAGAUCGCAUCAAAUCUCGCACCAACGAAGAGUCUGCCGAAUUCAAACGAGUUGUCAGUUCAGAUGUCAACAGCAUCCAUAGUGUGGGCUCUGACAAGAAGAAGCAUUCACUCUUUGGCCUUAAAAAGUAG